Phyllopteryx taeniolatus (common seadragon) is the source of this 4683-nucleotide messenger RNA. It is a transcript of the gene tbx18, whose product is annotated as T-box transcription factor 18. NCBI's taxonomy places the organism in Eukaryota, Metazoa, Chordata, Actinopteri, Syngnathiformes, Syngnathidae. The coding region runs from base 225 to 1721 and encodes 498 amino acids. The record is from RefSeq and is a predicted model, not a curated record. Gene Ontology annotation, cellular component: nucleus. The transcript is spliced from 8 exons. Gene Ontology annotation, molecular function: RNA polymerase II cis-regulatory region sequence-specific DNA binding; DNA-binding transcription factor activity, RNA polymerase II-specific. Gene Ontology annotation, biological process: regulation of transcription by RNA polymerase II; positive regulation of DNA-templated transcription; somitogenesis.
GCUGAGCCUCGCUGUGAUUGACGGCUCGACAACCUCCUCCUCUUGAUGACACCACCCUCCAAACAAAGUGCUGGACAACGCAGACGUCAGACCAGGAGAAAGUUUGCACCGCGGAACACUUGGUCACAUUUUUUGGGGCCUCGUCUUCUUCUUCUUCUUCUUCUACUUCUUCUUCUUCUUACCGGAGACUCGGUCGACAAGCAGCCGCCGUUGGGAUCGGAGCGAUGGCCGAGAAGCGGCGCUCGCCGUGCGCGCUCAGCGUCAAGGCGCACGCCUUCUCGGUGGAGGCGCUCAUCGGGGCGGAGAAGCGGCGCCGGACGGCCGGGGAAGGCGCGACGGCGCCCGCCAGCCCGGAGCCUCGCGAGGCGGAAUACGCCAGCGACGGAUCCCAGAGCGAGGACGCGCUCGUGGCAAGCCCGCAGCCCGCGACCCUUUGCGGGGACGCCAGCGAGCGGGACCCACGCGUGGACCUGCAGGGAUCCGACCUGUGGAAACGCUUCCACGAGAUCGGCACGGAGAUGAUCAUCACAAAGGCCGGAAGGCUGCGUUUGCUUUCCAGGCGCAUGUUCCCUGCCAUGCGCGUCAAAAUGUCCGGCUUGGACCCGCACCAGCAGUAUUACAUCGCGAUGGAUAUCGUCCCCGUGGACAACAAACGAUACAGAUUUCGCAUCGUCUCGUUCUCGCGUGCUCGAAGGUACGUGUACCACAGCUCCAAGUGGAUGGUGGCGGGCAACGCCGACUCGCCGGUGCCGCCCCGGGUCUACAUCCACCCGGACUCGCCCGCCUCCGGGGAGACGUGGAUGCGGCAGGUGGUCAGCUUCGACAAGCUCAAGCUCACCAACAACGAGCUGGACGACCAGGGACAUAUAAUCCUGCACUCCAUGCACAAGUACCAGCCGCGGGCACACGUGAUCCGCAAGGAGUGCGGUGAGGAGUUGUCCCCGGUGAAGGCCGUGCCCGCCGGGGAAGGCACGCGCACCUUCUCCUUCCCCGAGACCGUCUUCACCACCGUCACCGCGUACCAGAACCAGCAGAUAACCAGGCUGAAAAUCGACAGAAACCCUUUUGCCAAAGGCUUCAGAGACUCUGGAAGGAAUCGGAUGGGCCUGGAGGCCCUGGUGGAGUCGUACGCCUUCUGGCGGCCGUCCUUGCGGACGCUGACCUUCGAGGACAUCCCCGGUAUGGCCAAACACGGAAUCCCAGGAGCCCACGGAAGUGUCGCCGCAUCACCCCACUUGCUAUCGCCCUCGCCGUGCUCGUCGCCCUUCCAGGUGUGCCCCCUCAGCACAAGCGACUUCACCUGCAGCCGCCCGGCCCUCCCGCUCCACCGCUACGCCACGCCUACGGAAACCUUCCCGCCGCCCCGGGGCCCGCCGUCCUUCGAGGGCGACGCCUUCUGCGCCCUCCCGCUCCCCACGUCGCAACUAGGCUACCUAUCCGGCCCCGCCCCGCAGGGCUACGCCGGCCUCCGCCUUCACACGCCUCCCUAUGGCCUGUACGGCUACACUUUCCCGCCGUCGCCCCGCCUGGCCGCCAGCCCGGACAAAAUGAGCGCCGCCGCCGCCGCCGUCAACCAUCAGAGCUCCCUGAUGGGCUCGUCCCCUAGCGGGACGCUAACUGACAGCCUGGGCGUGCUCGGCGCCGGACAGCAGGGUUUUAUGUUCGACUCUCGGACUUUGGGGCUCGCGGGGAGUUCGCAAGUCGCCGCCCACCUGGGCUGAAAUUGGUCACCGAACAUUUGAGAAUGACACUCAGGAGUCAGGAACGCUUCAAACAUCGGAUGCAGCUACAGCGUGCCGACAAGGGUGAGCUGGAGCGUAUCACAGCUGACCUCUGGGCGAGAGACGGGGUCCACCCCGGACUGGUCGCCAGCGAGUCGCAGUCGAACGAAGCCAUCAUGUGACGAGAACAACAUCCAUCCAUUUUCUAUAGCGCUUUUCCUCAUUGAGGUGAGUUGGAGCCUUUCCAAACCGGCUUGCGGUUGAGAGGCGGAGUACACCCUGGACUGGUCGACAGCCAAUCGCAGUGCUAAUACAACAACUGGGGUGAAAACUGGGAGUUAUUAUGGAAGGAGAAGGCCCAGUGAAUUGAAGGGAGCACUUUGUCGUUGUUGGGAAGGAGAAGCUUAACUCUGGUUGCUUUUCAACGAACGAGAUACAGUAUUUUGCAUCAUAAUAAUAUAUAUUUACAAAAAAAGAAGUGACAAGCAUCCACUGAUCCAUCUUUCAGAUCAAAGUGCCCAAUUCCAAUUGAAUUCCCCAGCUCUCAUUUGAUUUGUAUUUACCUGUAAAUUUCAAGUGAAACAGAACAGUACCCCACGCGGCUGUCGACAGAUUGGCCAAACACAGCCACGCGCGCACGCAAGCGGUCACAAUACAUGAAAAACAUAAAUGUUACAUAGUGUUUAGUUGGCUUGAGCUGACACUUCCCCACCUUUGAUUUAAGUCAUGUCCUAUUUUUACAACAGUGUGAAGCAUUUAAAAAACACACACACACACACACACACACACACACACUGCAUCACUAAGAGAACUACAAAAACAAGGGCAGUAAGAGUUUUAUGAUUUAUUAUUAGUUUUUAAAAAAAAAAUUUUUUGGACCGGUCCAUUUUAUAACGGGGGACUGGACAUUGCUUACCAAAAGCAGCAGUGUUUCCUCUCACCGCAGUAGUUUGUGCUACGAAAAAACAAACAAAAACAAAAGUACACCCCCUCUAUUUGCCCAACCCCGAACAGAGAAAUUGACAUUCAUUAUAAUUUCCAUGAACCCCCCCCACACACCCCCACAAAAACCCUGAAUAAGUGGCUGAUCGGGUAAACAAACGUAAAUAAGUGGGGGAUCGGGAAAAGAAUCCCGCGAAUAAGCAGGGGUUUCCGUGAAUAAAGGGCGAUAGGUCCCCCAAAAAUCUGUGAAUGCCAAAUUGCUAAUAUGCGGGGGUCCACAGUAUAUGCAUCUAAUGUCGCACAUUUCGAACAUAUUUCAUAGUAUGUGCUUAUGUUGUAGUUUGGUGUUCAGGGUUUAUUUGCGUCGUUCGGGCAGACGCAGGUGUGUAUCUGUCACCCCUGACGUCAAGCUGGCAUUGACGGGCGACAAUGUCCCAGCUGUGCGUGUUAUGCUGCACACGCUUUGGCAGAUAUCCCCUACGUCUCGGAUUUUGAUCCACAUUUGGAACGCGCCCGAUUCCCAUCUGAGCAUAUCCGAUUCCAUGCGUUUACGCUGCCGCGACACAUACUGUGUCCCAACUGCGCCGCUGGUUUUUCCAUCGCUGUUCGGAGUAUUCUGACGACGUCGAGUUCGGAUUGACAAGCGAUUUGGAAUUAUGUCACUUGACGGGGGGACCCGUGGCACUUACGCACCUGCUCUCCAACCUUGAACUUUUUCUUUUCUUUUCUUUUUUGUCAAAGACUCUUCUUACACGCACGCUCUUGGCCCAAUCAUAAAAUGCGCACACACAAACAUUUAUUCAGCUUUUGUACGCAACUAAUUUAACUGACUGCACACGCAAUUGUUGACAGCGUCAUAGCACCUUUUGUUUCAUCUCAAAUCAAUUACACACAAGGUUCACCAUGUGCACAUUGACUUGUGGUCGGUCUUAAUGUGCGCUGAAGACACGAGCAGGUUCCCACCAGAAUCUAGUCAGUUUGAAAACAAAGAAAGUGUCAUCAGUAGAAAUACUUUAUGGAUUAUAAAUAAAGGAGGGCCGGCACUGUGGACGACUCGUUAGCACAUCUGCCUCACGGUUCUGGGGACCGGGGUUCAAAUCCCGGCCCCGCCUGUGUGGCUUUUGCAUGUUCUCCCCAUGCCUGCGUGGGUUUUCUCCGGCCACUCCGGUUUCCUCCCACAUCCCAAAAAACAUGCGUGGUAGGUUGAUUGACGAGUCUAAAUUGCCCGUAGGUGUGAAUGUGAGUGCGAAUGGUUGUUUGUUUCUAUGUGCCCUGCGAUUGGCUGGCGACCGGUUCAGGGUGUACCCCGCCUCUCGCCCGAAGAUAGCCGGGAUAGGCUCCAGCACACCCGCGACCCUGGUGAGGAUAAGCGGUAGGGUAAAUGGAUGGAAAUAAAGGAGUUCCUCGGUUUACGACUGUACUAACCUCAGUUACCGCCCUACUUACCAUUUUCCAUCCGUAAUAUAUUUAUAGCCUAUUUAAUUGUGUUUCAAUCAAAUAUUUACUGUGCGGAUGACUUUUACUACUGCAUUGGCAUAGGUUAGUAAUAGAACAUGGGAGGGAUUCUCAAAGUGUAGUACGAGUACAACUAAUGGUACGUGGCCUCCCUCUAGUGGUACACGAAAGAAUCACUCAAAUACAAAUAAAUGAAGCUUGACUGAGUGAAGGAAGCUUGUAGCAACGGAUACAGCCAGUUUAAACCUUUUCUUUUUAAAUCCACUACAUCAAGUACAGUACAUUUUUUUUUUAAGUACAGUUCUGUUGUAUUGAAUUUUUAAGUACAGUACAUUUGCAUUUAAUCUUGUCGAACUGUUUGUUUUUAAACAUUUAUGCAAGUACAAUUUUUAUUGAACUUAUGUCAUGUGCAAUACAUUUAAAUGGAAUCAGUAUUACAGUACUUUUUUUUUCCUUUUCCUAUAUUUAAGCGCAAUGUUAAUGUCCAAACUGUGCAUAAUGUUAUAGUGGCUUACAAUGAUAAAUACACUUUUUAGGAAUAAAACCUCUAUCAUUUUUUGAUGAA